CCGCAAGAUGGAGGCCACUGACAAAAUGUUAGUUCGGUCCAAAAGUGGCUUGAGAAUCAUUGCUGCUAAUGCCGACAACGCAAGCCCUUUUCUCCUUCAAGAGCCUGAGUGGGUCCCGGACAAUACGUGUUCUCAUUGCAUGGCUCCAAACUGCAACACAAAAUUUGACUUCAUGAAGAGACGGCAUCAUUGUCGACGAUGUGGCCAGUGUUUCUGUAACAGUUGCUGUGAGACGAAAAUGUCUUUGCCCCGCAUGUGUUUUGUGGACCCAGUUAGGGUGUGUGGGAAUUGUGCAGAGGUGACAAAACGGGAAAAUGAGUUUUUUGAUAAACAUCUGAAAGUGCUAAUUACAGGAGGUCAGUUUGUGGUGGCUGACUCUGAACCUAUAGAUGACAAUGGACCUUCCUUAGUCUGUAAGCUGUCUUCCAGCCACAGAUAUAUAUUCUUUGAAGAGGACAUGUCUAAACGAGAAAACAUUUACCUGGACAAAAUUGAGUCGGUUCAAAUCUUAACUUCUGGCACAGAUCCCCAAGGUAACAUGAUGGGGACAGGGAUAGCGAUCAAGUACAGACUGGACACUGGGGAGGAGGAGAUGAUCAAGUUACAGGUAGCCCAGGUGCCUAACAGGAAGCAGGCCAUGCUCUGGGUGUCCGCCAUGCAGAAGGCGACCAAACUGCUGUAUGAGAAGCAGAACUGAGUCUGAAUUUCGGCUCAUGCUGUCGCCUUGAUCUUCACCAAGGCGACAAGUCUGAUAUGACAGCUCAACUUAAUAUACUUACAUUUCCACAUGAAAGGAGAUGUGUCAGUAAUAAUAACUGCUAUGUUCCCUCCCUCAUUUUAGUGCUCUCUAUUUUUAUGAGUGUCUGAAGCUUUUUCUGUCUUUCAUUAUAAUUAUAUUUAAAUGUUGUAGGGAUUUCUGAUAUUCAAAAUCCCCAAACUGCCUGAUAUGUACCUGCCCACAAUUUCUGCUAGGAUUGGAGAUGCCGUGAGUUAUCUCCCCUUACUCAGUUAUACCGAAAUACAUUGGCUUCUAACUGCUUGAGAAAUACAUCAUCAGGUGCAUGGAUGGAUUCUCCUGUGGUUGUUUUCAGUAGAAAAUUAUGAUACAAAAUCUUCUGAAAUCUCAAAAAGCAAAGAUUCAUUUCAGCUUAAUAUUUUGGCUUUUAUUUUGCAAGAUCAGUAGCAGUGUUUUUCUCUCUACACAUAUAUUCUUGUUAGACCAACAUAUUUUUAUUCUUUUAAGUAGUUAAUUCCUGUUGUUUUAUGUUUUGUUUUAAGGAAUGGAUUUCAAAAAUGAAGUGUGCCAGCAUAGGCAAGCUUUCGCAGGAAAGAAUUUCUCUGAAUUUCUGACAUAUAUAGAAGUAAGGCUGUGUGGAAACAAUGAUAUCUGGUUUAUGUGUUGUGCACUCUUUUAAAAUGGAAUUCCAAAAGUUUAUUUAUCAGGAUAUUUCCCACAUUGUGGAUGAUUAAUGUGAUCAAUUGGCAAUAAUUAAAAGUUAAAAGUUAAUAAUACAUGUACACAGACCAUAUUACAGCUUCAGGGUCUUUUGUUACUGUGGGUUCAGUUUAGAUCCAUGGUAGUAAAUUGCCUAUAAGGGAGUUUUAAGUUUAAACUCUUUUUAUUGCUAAUGGUAAAAAAAAAAAUGUUCUAUUGUACCAUGUGACCUGUACGAAAUGUUGGGCAACUAUUUUUGGGUACAUUUACUUCAACAUUGUCAUCUGAAAAAAAAGUUUCACAAAAAGUUAUUUAGAUUAAGCCAGCAAUGGAGACAAUUGAGGAACAGAACGUUUGUGAACGUGAGAAGUCCCUGAAAGAAAAAAGUCUCAUUUGUGCUUCAAGGACAUGGUGAGACAGGUCUUCAGUAAAUUAAUUUCAACAAAGUUUGCCUAAUAUUUUUGACAAGUCAGGUGAGAAGUGGGACUUUUUCACCUUUGGUGACAAAAGAGUUCAUUCUCAGAACUUUCCCAUUGCAUUACAAUCCUACAAGAUGUCAAUUGAAUUUGCUUGUUUUUAUUUAGUGUAACUGUGCAUAGUGACGGUUUACUGUAUAUUGCAUGUGCCUUAUUGUGACCAUUGGUUUGUGAUGUUGUAAUGUAACUAUGGACUUUGUGUUACAGAUCUUGCAUUAUUAUGUGUAUAUAUGUAAUUCUAGAUUCCCUUUUAAAUUUUCCCCUUCUCAGAGUUUAAUUGUUGUCAUGUGUUUAGAGUACUUCAAUAUAUGUAUAAAUAUUUCAAAUGUAAUCAUUUAUUUUAACUUUAAAUGUCAGCAUUAUCAAAAAUGUUCAUCGAGAUGGAGGUGUCCAUCAGUUAUAACGUGUCUUAUUGUAUGUGCGUUACGUUGGGCAUUGCAUUAGCUUAGUGAUAAAAAACACAGAUUCUGGGAUUUCUUUGAAUUCUGUACAGAUUUCAGUUCUUUUGUUUAUAGCACAACGCAGAAGCGUUUUUGGUUCAAAAAGUAGGAAUUCAGGUCGCGUGUAUCUAGUUACAUGUGCAGCUGAUAAUGGUCAUGAGCUACUACUGCUGAUAUGAAAAAGUAGAGUGAGUGUAACAAAUCUUACAUGCUGAAUUACCUGCAGACAGAAGUUGAAAAGAUCCAUUUUUUCCACUUGAGCAAGUGCUCCAGUUUGUCCACAUAAAUCAGUGCAUCAGCUGGGAAUAUGAGUCAUGUAUGUUGAGGAAGACUAGUACAGUACAUACAUUAAAAAAUGUUGCCUAAUGACGUAAUUUUAUGCAGUAUUUAGGAGUUAGAAAAAAGAAAGCUACAGUUUAGCACUUGUACCAGUAAUCUUCCUGGUGGUGAGAAUAUAUUUCAGAACAUGUAGCAAGAUUACUCUAGCUGAAAAACCAUACUGUUAUGUAUGUCCUUUUUAUAUAAUGCAGGUUUUAAAUGGAUGAAAUUCUGGUCUCUUCAGGUUCAUUUUGAGAGUUAAUAUGGUUAUGUUUAAACCUUCCCACAGUUUGUUGAGUAACUGCAUAAAGCUGAGUGAGUUCAAGGAGCUGCCAGAUGUUUGAUGGUACAACAGAUUUUGACAUUGGAUAUGGCAAAAACUGCUAGCUAAUAGACAGAAAUUACAGGAAAAUAAUUUCUUCCAAUGGUCCACUUUUAAUUUGCUCAAAACUAAUGUAAUUAUGCUUCUGAUAGUGUUUAUCACUGGGAGCCGAUUCAAAAUCAGUUUGGACUGAAGGCUUUUCUUCAACAGAUUUAAAGUGGACAUUUUUAUCCAAAGCAUGUCACCUCUUUGAGGGAAUCCCAGUCUAAUACAGCAAUGAAAACUGUAAAAUUGUGCCUGAACUUUUUUUUUAUAGAUUUAAAUAAAAGGGUUGUAAAAUAUCUACGAAAACAUUCACAUAUGCUUCAUUCUGUAGGGUAGAGCUCUUUAUUCAGAAAAAAACAUUUUUCAAAGGUUCCAAAGAUGUACUGGAAUCCUAUAGCAUAGGGGCUACUUUUUUAUUUUUAUUUCUUUUCUUUGUGAUAUCUAGGUUAUAUUGCGAAAAGGAAUUUUAAUAUUCAAUGGAAAACGAAGAAAGAAAAUUAGUGUGAUGGUAAGCCUGAAAAUAAAAUUGAGAAGUAAAAUAAUCGAAGGAAUCUUAAAGACCUAAUAUUUUCAUGCAACUGAUUUUUAUAUAUUUCUUUUAUAAAGUGGCUUUUAGAAUAUCUGCAUCUGGUGAGUAGACUUUGAGACAGCUGGUUUCACAAUUGUUUUCAUGAUUAAAAUAAAUGUUACCUUUGUGUGAAGGUAAUCUGUGACCCAUAGAGACAGUCGGACAAAGGCAAGAUGUUAGUGUAUUUGUAUAUUUUGAUACUUUGUAUGUGUAUGUUAUUUGUAAUAAGUGUAUUUGUAUUUGUCUCUGAUUGUAAUAAAUGAUGUGGUUUAGGGACCAACUGUGAAGUCUGUACGUAAAUAAGUCAUUAGUAUUGUGGUGUUUUUUUUUUUUUUUUAUUAUGUAUCAUACUUCUCAUUUAAUCAUUCAUAUACAGUUUGUGAAAAAAAAUCAUAGAGGUUAAGAGCAUUUAAAUAUGGUGCAUAAAAUGAUAACUGAAAUGUUUUAUGGCAAGCUAAAAUAACCAGUGACUUCUGUACUUUUUUGUAGAUUAACUUCAACUAACUGGUCCUCCCAUAUAUAAUCUGUAUUCUGUUUGUGUACAUGAGCACAUUACCUUCAGCUUGUACCUAUGAACUGGACUGCCACUAUAGAAGAAAGUAACUACCAAAUCUACACUCACUAUGUGCUGUUAUUGUUGACUAAAGUAAAAGAAAGCUAAAAUAUGAAGUAAGGUUCAUCAUACAGACAACUGAAAACUGUGGGUAAAAUACUUUCAUGACUUUUUUCAGAUUUUGGAAGAGUGUUGAAAGGCAUCCAAGUAUUUGAAUACUAUGAUGUGCUUUAUGAGCCAUACUGACAGUAUCUAGGAACUCUGACGUCACAUCACGUUUUUUUUUUGUUGUUGUUCAACAGAAGGAAGGAAUUUUUUGGAACAUUAUUUCAGUAAUCUUUUACUCAUGGGUAAAAAGAGUUAUUCCAACAUACAGUGUUGUGAUUAGAGUUGAAAAAACUUCCUGUGACAUCAGAGUUCCUAAACUCGGAUAGUAUGGUCCAUAAAACCUACCUUAAAAUGUAAAUGUUUCAACGCCUCUAACUCUUUUCACAAAGAUCUAAAAAAAUAAAAGAGAUUAUAUUUAUGCAUAGUUUUAAGUGGUCUGUUUAGUGAUGUCUACUUCGAUUUUUAGAGAUCUUUUCCUUUAAAGGAUUGCAAAAAAUCUCUCUGUGGAGAUUUAAUAGAUUGCUGACGUGUCUGUGGGCUUUCCUGUUGUUGAAAUAAUACCUAGUGGAAUUCUAGAAUUUAAAGCUAUUUUAAUUGUUCUGUGAGAUUAGGUCAAAUACAUUUAUAUACUUGUGUAUUAUUAUUGGGAAUGAAAUAUCAACCCCCAUAGUGCGGCUGUUCACAAUUCAGACUGUUCUGUUUUACAAUAUUGUGUGUAAGGUGUUUUUUUGGGGGUGGGUUUGUGGAACGGGGGAUAUAACUAUUGAUUUAUGUGUUGUGCACUCCUGUAAAACUGUUUUCUAUCAGUAGAAUUCACACUGUUAUUUUUCCAGGUUUACUUUAUUUUUCUUCACUGAGGAUGAGAAAUAAUUUGUGUAAUGUCUGAGAUGUAUAUUACAUGGCCAGAAUAUGUAACAGCGUCAGAAAUGUUGAACAAAUGUCAUCACGGCUUAAAGCCUGGUUGUUGCUGUGAACAUGGAAGUGUAUAUGGCAUAUGUACACAUGGAGGUACAUGUGACAUAUAUAUACCUCCAUGUUGUGAACAAGCUAACUUUCCUGUCUUUCGAGAAUAUCUGUUCAAUUUUGAUUUCACCUGUGUAAACUGUUUGAAAGGUUAAACUGAGUACUAAGGAAUAUGUGGAUGCUUGCAGUUGUGGUAAUGACCAGAAAAUGUGGAUUAAACUUAUGUUAGCUGAAUUCUUCCUGAAGCCCAUUUUCAUACCAAACAUACACAAGUAAUUUUAUAUCCCGAGGCCUAGCUUAAAAGUCUGUUUUGUAAUGUGUAAACAGUUUUGAAUAGAACAGUCUAAUCAGUGUUUUACUGUGCUAUAUGCAGGGCUUAAAAUUAAGAAGAAUAAAGCUUUCAUUGUUUUGUCGGGACUGUUAAAUUGUUUACGUAAGGUACUCCAAGACUAUUAAUGUUUCCGAGAAGCUCACGCAUGUAUAGUGGAAUUGUGGAAUGUACAAAUUGUUAAUUGUGUAUCUGAAUUACCCAAGUAUUUACUGUUAAAUAGUGUUAAAAAUCCAAGUCCAAGUGUUCUGUUGGGGCCAAUGUUACUUACAUAGAACCGCCCAUAGAACCUGUCUAUGCAAGCAGUCUCAAUCUCUGGUUGGUAUAUUUCUGCUUUAGCAAUCUCCUUUUGUCGUUUUCUGUAUUUGUUUCAUACACUGGCCGUUUUUGCUGUUAGAAAUACGUUAAAAUUUGAUCGGAAAUGAAAAGGAAAGUUAAAUAUCCAGAAUGAGUUUAGGGUAUAUACCUGUGACCUGCUAAAUAUGAAUUGUAGUUUAGACAUUGUGUUUUGGUCAAGGUGCCAAGAAAGCUUUGGUGUGCCUUGCUUGCAGUGUGAUGAUGUGAAGCCAGUCAGCUGAAUAUAAUUCUCUGUGCAUUGAAUAUUUACUAUGCGCAUCCUUCAAGGUUUACUUGUUACUAUAUAGAUGUAUAUAUGUUUUAUUCUCUUAACCAAUUGAAAAUCGUUGCCUUGCAUUCUGCCUUCCUUGUUAAGCUUAUCCUCUGGGAACUGUGCUAUUUUCGGAGGACAUUUUUCUGUUGCAUAUCUUGUAAAACACGAGAUAUCGCUUCUUGUUGACCAGUGUUAUAAUCAUUUCAAGAAAGUGAUUUUCUCCAAGAGCAUGUAUAUAGGGAUGUUUUCGCUAUAUGACUUUCACAGCAAACGUAUUAGACACACAUCCCAUAACCUGGGAUCUUCCAUCGCUAGUGCGAACAGAGAUUUUCGACUGUGACAAAUUAAAUUGAAUUAUUAACUCUUGCCAGACGUUUUAUCUCCUCAAAGACGCACAAAAUACCAAACGUGGAACAGGAUCUGUUCCCUAAUUUUCCUCGCAGAUAUUGUGUGCUUUAAAUCAACAGUGCCGUGAAGUAAUUUCAUUUACUGAAAAAGAAUUUGCGUACGAAGUUACGGGAUAACCCCCAUUGGCAUUACCGGGAUUAUAUAGAAAGCAAAGGGCUUAAAAAUUACUGUCAGGACUGAAUUGUAGUAGUACUUGUGAUAUUCCAUCCAAAAGUUUUCUGUGUGUAUUCAUUUACUUGUUUGAGCGGUGUUUUACGCAGUACUUAAGACAAUUUCACUUAUAAAAUGGCGGCCUUCUUUGUGUAAAUUGUAUAAGAAUUUUUGUGCUGGCAUUUACAAAAGUGCUACAUGAUUUUUUUGUAAAGUAUAGCCCUCUAAUGUUCCGAAUAGAGCAAAGAGUGGAGUAGUCAUCUGUCAUGAGCUAUUGGCAUUGUUAGUGUUUCCAAGCAUGUUUUGAUAUUUCGCAGAAGGCAAGUAAACGUGUACAACAGAUGGAAUAUUUUAAUGCUAGUCAUUUAGCGUGAAAACAACCGGUUCCAUCGCGAGUUCUUCCAAUCUCUGUGUUUUUCUUAUAGUAUAUUAUUCAUUCAUAAUCAUCUGUAUAUACUUUGUCAUGUAUUACCCAUACAUACAUACAUAUGUAUAUUAUUAUCGGCUUUCAUAUAUCAUGGUCUGCAUAUAUUGAUCAUGUAUAUACACAAGCUAUUCUCAAUGUAAUAAACCGAAAAGUUUUCGUAGAAUGUUUGAUUUUGUGUUAAUUUU
Liolophura sinensis is the source of this 7336-nucleotide messenger RNA. RefSeq names its product zinc finger FYVE domain-containing protein 21-like. Bases 8 to 697 code for a protein of 229 amino acids. Gene Ontology annotation, molecular function: metal ion binding. The transcript has 7 exons. The record is from RefSeq and is a predicted model, not a curated record. Lineage: Eukaryota; Metazoa; Mollusca; Polyplacophora; Chitonida; Chitonidae.